ACUACGAGACUACUAGUCAAGCAAGUGCUCAGCAGCGUGGGUUUGAUGAAAUCCUACGAGGAGGAAAAGACAAGCAAGCGCUCAGCAGCGCACGGAAAAGGCGAGGCCCCGCGCUGCCAUAAGCGCGCAAUUGCCUGAAGCGUAGCGGGGGAGGAGUGGUUCGGAGCAGUUGGGUGGUGUGUUGGAACGGUUGGCCUCGCCUUCUGCUUCCGCUUCCCUUCCUAUAUCAUCCCCACGCCUCCCCUGCCGCGCUAACCACCCCCACCGCGGCGAGGCAUCAUCCACUCCCCUCCCAGUCCAGUCUCCCACACCACCUCAGCGCAUUCCUCUCCUCCCACCACCUGAUCGCAAGCACGCUCAGAGCUAGACGACGACGAUGCCGGCGAGGCCGUGGCGACCGGUGCUGGCGUCGGCCACCAAGUGCUGCGCGGCGGAGGACGCCGCGGUGGCGCCCGACGGCCUGGCGCGCUGCCGCCCGCAGCAGUCGGAGCUCUCGCGCCGGCUGGCCUCGUUCCGGCGCCUCUCGUCGCUGGCCAGCAGCCCGGCCUCGGGCGCCGCGGCGGACGGCGGCGACGGCGGCGAGGCGGCGGCGGCGGCCGGGGAGAUGGCGGGCCCGCUGCAGCUGCACUCGUUCGGGCUGGGCGAGCUCCGCGGCGUCACGCACGACUUCUCCGCCAGCUUCCUGCUGGGCGAGGGCGGCUUCGGCGCCGUGUACAAGGGCUUCGUCGACGCCGGCAUGCGCCCGGGCCUCGCCGCGCAGCCCGUCGCCGUCAAGCAGCUCAACGCCGGGGGAUUCCAGGGCCACCGGGAGUGGCUCGCCGAGGUCAUCUUCCUGGGGCAGUUCCGGCACCCGCACCUCGUCAGGCUGCUGGGCUACUGCUGCGAGGACGAGGAGCGACUGCUCGUCUACGAGUUCAUGCCGCGCGGCAGCCUCGAGAACCACCUCUUCAGGAGGAUCUCGGCGACGCUGCCGUGGGGCACGCGGAUCAAGGUGGCCAUCGGCGCCGCCAAGGGGCUCGCCUUCCUCCACGCCGCCAGCACGCCCGUCAUCUACCGGGACUUCAAGGCCUCCAACAUCCUGCUCGACUCGGAGUUCACGGCAAAGCUGUCGGACUUCGGGCUCGCCAAGAUGGGCCCCGAGGGCGAGGACACGCACGUGACGACGCGCGUGAUGGGCACCCACGGCUACGCGGCGCCGGAGUACGUGCAGACGGGCCACCUCAACGUGAAGAGCGACGUGUACAGCUUCGGCGUCGUGCUCCUGGAGCUCCUCACGGGGCGGCGCGCCAUGGAGCACGUUCGCGGCCGGAGCGCGCACGCGGAGCAGCAGGUGAAGCUCGUGGACUGGACCCGGCCCUACCUGAGCGGCGGCAGCCGGCGGCUGCGCUGCAUCAUGGACCAGCGCCUGGCGGGGCACUACUCCGUGAAGGGCGCGCGCGCCGUGGCGCAGCUGGCGGUGCAGUGCACGGCGCCGCAGCCGCGGGACCGGCCGCGCAUGGCGGCCGUGGUGGAGGCGCUGGAGCGGCUGCAGGGGCUCAAGGACAUGGCCGUCAGCGUCGGGCUCUGGCCCUCCAACGCGCCCGUCGCCGGGAGGAACGCCAUCUCCGCCAAGAUCCGCGCCGAGGUCAAGAGCGCCGGCGCCAACGCCGGGUCGCGCCGGAGGAGCGCCUCCUCCAAGCUGCCCUGAUCGAUCGCCUAGCUGCGUGCCGGGUCGCCGUCGUCGUCCGUGCCGCCGCCGUCGUCGUGUACCGGAAGUGUGUAUGAGUCGUAUUGUGUGUGUAUAUAGUGAUCAAGAUCGAUGGGGGUGAUGAGUCGAGCGCAAAUACAGGGAGCGAGUAGUCCAUUUUGUCAAGAUGCGCACGCACGAACGAGGUCGGCGAGGCAGAUGAUCAAGCCUGCAUCUCCACUGCCUUCGCGUUCCGUGUGCAUCGUGAAGCCAUCGCUAUGGCGAAAUCCCGAUCAAUUUUUCUUCGUCUUCUUCUUCUUGA
Panicum hallii is the source of this 1988-nucleotide messenger RNA. RefSeq names its product probable serine/threonine-protein kinase PBL15. The record is from RefSeq and is a predicted model, not a curated record. The coding region runs from base 377 to 1687 and encodes 436 amino acids. NCBI's taxonomy places the organism in Eukaryota, Viridiplantae, Streptophyta, Magnoliopsida, Poales, Poaceae. Gene Ontology annotation, biological process: protein phosphorylation. The transcript is spliced from 3 exons. Gene Ontology annotation, molecular function: ATP binding; protein kinase activity.